AUAACGCUGACAGCUGUCAAAUUCACUCUCUAACCAAGUUUGAAAUGUGAUAACAUUAAUUAAGUACAAAACUACUGUUAGGCCACAAACAAAUAUGCAUAUUUUUCCAUGAGCUAAAAUAAGCCGUAUUCUAUUGACAAAACAUGUAUUUCGACCAAUCCGGCCUGGCCGUCGUAGCCCAACCCGAAAAUCAACUAGUUGGACUCGAAUCUGAAUAUAUCCAAACUCAAUGUGUCUUAGCUGAUGGUGGAGACCGGUUUGGGGUCUCCUCUGUUACUUUUGACAAACAUGAAGAACUGUUAUGGAUGGGCAAUCAAGGCGGUCAUGUUACUUCGUAUUACACAGGUGCCAUGCAAAAGUAUACAUCCUUCCAGGUGCAUGCAACUGAAGAGAUUAGACAAAUUGUGACCUUUGAUGAAGGUAUCCUUGCACUAACGGCAAGUACGUUAAGAUGUCAAAUACGAAGAGGAAUUCCGGUGUACACUCAUAUGUCCACUCAGAUGCAAGAGAUGCAGUGCAUGUUACAAAUGUCACCAACCAGGCUCUUAAUGGGGGGACACCAGGAUAAACUCAUCGAUUUCAAUCUUAAUUUGUGCAAGGAAACCAUGUCGGUGGAUGUUGGAGAUGCGGGUUGCGUGAUGCUGAGGCCCCAUAGUAGGUUCGUGUGCGCCGGCAAUCCGCUGGGCCGGAUUGAUCUGCGCGAUCCCAACAAUCUGAAAGUGGAACACACAUUGGAAACGCACAGUGGCAGUCUGAGCGACUUCGACGUCCAGGGCAAUUUGCUGAUCACAUGCGGCUUUAGUAACAGACAUGGAAACUUGGCCGUGGACAGAUUUCUGAUGGUGUACGACCUGCGUAUGUUACGCGCCGUUUCUCCCAUGCAGACCGUUCUGGAUCCAAUGUACCUGAGAUUCAUACCAUCGAUUUCGUCUCGGCUGGCGGUUGUUUCGGCGCUUGGGCAGGUCCAACUGCUGGACACGAUCGCGCUCGCCGAACCGAAACUGUGUCUACUUCAAAUGGAGAAUCCAGGUGCAAUGUGUCUAGCUUUCGACAUUAGCUCGACUAGUCAAGCGAUCGCGUUCGGCGAUAAUUCCGGUCACAUUCACUUGUUCGGCACGACGGAAGAGCCGAUCUUUAACUCCUACUCUCGACUGACCGAACACGCUGAUCCAGUUGAACAGUAUCACAGCUUCACCAUCGACGAUUAUUCAACCCCAUUGUCUGUCAUUCCGAUGCCGAUCGUGCCUGACAUUCCCCUAGCCAGCGAUUGGCCUCCUGAAUUCAUGCAGAAUGCUUACAGAAAGCCCCAAGGAAUCGAUGCGGAGAUAGUGCGCUCGAUGAAGAUGCAGGGGCCGAUCGGUUACGCGCCUAACCCGAAAACAUCACGGAGAAACCAAGUGAUGUACGAUUUUGGGAUGAACGGCUACAGUAACCACACGCACAUCAACAAGAGCCCGAAACACCACGAAGACGACGGCACGUUCAUCGCCAUACCCAAGAGGUACCGGAAAGUAGACGUUAAAUACAACAAACUCGGCAGCGAUGAUUUCCAAUUUGAUCUCUACAACAAAACGGGCCUAACCGGACUCGAAGCCACUCUGCCCAACGCCUACUGCAACUCCAUGAUCCAGGUUUUGUACUAUACGGAGCCGUUGCGGGCGGCUUUGCUAUCACACCUGUGCAAUAAAGAGUUUUGUUUGUCGUGCGAGUUGGGUUUUCUGUUCCACAUGCUGUCAACCGCCAGCCAAAAUCAGCCUUGUCAACCUGGCAAUUUCCUUCGAGCGUUUAGGACCGUUCCUGAGGCGUCGGCCCUCGGUUUGAUACUAAGCGAUCUGCAUCCGGGAGUUAAAGUCAAAACAGAUCUGAGCGCUUUGAUACAGAGCUGGAAUCGAUUUAUGUUGCACCAGAUGCAUGUCGAGUUGGUCGAAUCGAGGAAGAGGAACGAGGAGAAGCAAAACUCGAAAAAGACGUUUGUGUAUAAGGAAACAGAUUUUCCCAGCAUUUCCAAUGAUAGAAAGAAAACUAGCACAUCAUCUAACAGUGAGGUAAUUGAGGACGAACAACAAGAAGAAGUGUCCGAGAUUAGUCAACUGUUCGGCACGAAACAAUUGCAAAAAAACACCUGUCUUAAAUGCGGUUGUGAGGUGAGGAAGGAGUCGGUGUUGUUAGCCUGCAAUUUGGUCUACCCAACCAGCGAGCCUGAUAGAGAAGAGUGGAGUUUCUGCGACAUUCUGGCUCGUUCUUUGUGUCCCCAACAAACUACACCCGCGUGGUGCGACACCUGCUCUAAGUUCGCACCCACUCUACAAACGAGGAUCAUCCAGUCGUUACCCAAAUUGUUGGCAAUCAAUACAGGGUUGCACAAUCCACAGCACAAGCAAUUCUGGCAAACACAAAUGGAUAAGGUGGUGGCAAAGAUGUCGACACUAGAGCCGAUACGGGCGGCAACACCUACGGGGCCACCGCAACCAGCAGUUCCGACACCCACGACAUCGUCCAAGCCCUGUCGUUACGGAGACAACUGCACGAGGCCGGGCUGUCGAUUCAGGCACAGUUUCGACAACGCGCCACCAUCCGCACCCCUCAACAAUCCUUAUUGUAGUAAUAACUGGUUGCCGCAUUCAAUAGAGUUGGCCCUGCGCAACGAUGAACUUAAAGUCAGGAAACUGGGCGAUAACAAAGAAAAAAACUACGAAAAAACUGAAGGAGGAAUUAAACGGCGCUACGAACUAACGACGGUCGUAUGUUACAUUAACGAUCAAGCUUCGAACGAGAAACGCAACCUGGUCGCCCUAAUAAAAGUACCUGAGUCGUACUUAACAGGAUCGGCGGCGAAUCGAUCAACCCUGGCAGCAAAUGCCGCGACUGCUGCCAAUCCUGCAAACAAUCUCUCCAAUGCAGAUCCAUCAACCAUUAAGGAUAAGUGGUAUCUCUUCAAUGAUUUUAGCAUUUGCCCGAUACCAAUGCAGGAGGCGGUUUGGUUCAGUUUGGACUGGAAGACGCCUUGCGUACUGUAUUAUAGCACUUCUGAUAUUAUUGAUGCCAACACCGACAUAUUUAAGCCUCUGACUAGGUUUUGGAAAUAUGAAUUUUGGAGGCGCAAUAAGAAAACGUUCAAGGAGGUGUUUACAGAAGAUGCUUGCAUAGCAAGGAGCGGUGGAACAGCAGGCAUCACCUUCACUCCGUUACACGACAACGAAUUACUCGCCGCUGGUGAUCUGGUGGCGAUGGACGCUGAGUUCGUGACGUUGAACCAGGAGGAGGCGGAGUUGCGUAGUGACGGCAAAAUGUCGACCAUCAAACCAUCUCAAAUGUCCGUGGCAAGAAUCACUUGCAUCAGAGGACAGGGCAGUUUGGAGGGUACUCCGUUCAUAGAUGAUUAUAUUUCGACUCAAGAACAAGUCGUAGAUUAUUUGACGAAGUUCUCGGGCAUCAAACCCGGCGACUUAGACGCCAACUUCAGCUCCAAACAUCUCACCACACUGAAGUCCACUUACACUAAACUUAGGUUCCUCCUGGACAGUGGAGUCAUUUUUGUUGGACAUGGUCUCAAAAAUGACUUCAGGGUGAUUAAUUUGGUGGUACCACCUGAACAAGUGGCUGAUACUGUCCUACUGUUUCAUCUGCCACACCACAGAAUGGUGUCACUCAGAUUUUUAGCAUGGCAUUUCUUAGGGAUAAAGAUUCAGUCGGAGACUCACGAUUCCAUAGAAGAUGCUCGAGCAGCGCUACAACUCUACAAGAAGUAUAAACAACUAGAAGCCCAUGGAAAAAUUGGAGAAGAACUAGGAAAGCUGUAUGAAGCUGGGAAAACGUUAAAUUGGCGCGUGCCAGAGAGUUAGUUUUUUAGUUAUAAAAUUUGAAAAAUCGACGUUUUUUAUUUGACGGAUCAUUUAUUAGAUGAUUACCGUAGAUGAAUGAUUAGUUAAGUGGUUUUAAAUGUCUUAUUUGUCCAAAUUUUUGUAUGUCAAGUGCGCGCGAUCUCGCUGAUUUAGAAUUGAUUUAAUAAUUCCAUUUGUUGUAUAUUUGUUUUUCACUCGUUUUAAUUAAACUUGAAUUUGUCCACUGAAUGUUAUAUUUAUUUUCAUGUACAGUGUAAUAUUAUCAAAAAUAAUCAAUUCUAAAUUCAUGAAAUGGUGCUAUGCUACACAUUAGACCUGUUGAUGAUUAAAUAAUUUUAUGCGCGAAAUCAUCAAAAUCAAUAUAACACAUUAUGGUACUUAACGAUUUUUACGUGUUUACAUUUACUUAAAAAACUAUAUGAAUUAUUAUGAUUUCAUUAGACAAUAAAUUAUUUUACUUGCAUGAUUGAACAUUAUUCAUUUCGUUACGUUACGUUACGCAUAAUAAAAUCAUUUUGACAUCAAUAGGUGUAGUUAGUAGUGCUAAUGAAUAUGUAACUUGUUUUGUCAAGAGUUGUACAAAAAGCAGAUGUGAUUUUAACAAGAUAAUUAAGCCGGAUCCAACACUAUUUUUGCAAUUACAAAAACGCGAAGAGUUGUCAGAAUGUUAUGUUUCAAGUUUAUGUAAAGCUGCAUUUAUUUUUUUUUAGCAUUUCUUCGGCAACUUUUAUUUAUCACUUUCAUCCGAAUUCAAAAAUUCUGAGACAAGAGGUGUACAUUUAAAUUAUAAAUUAUUUUUGUCUGAAGUAAAUUUUAUACAAAAAUCGACAAUAA
This is a messenger RNA of Aethina tumida (small hive beetle), 4676 nucleotides long. It is a transcript of the gene PAN2, whose product is annotated as PAN2-PAN3 deadenylation complex catalytic subunit PAN2. Gene Ontology annotation, cellular component: PAN complex; P-body. Gene Ontology annotation, biological process: mRNA processing; nuclear-transcribed mRNA poly(A) tail shortening. The record is from RefSeq and is a predicted model, not a curated record. Gene Ontology annotation, molecular function: poly(A)-specific ribonuclease activity; nucleic acid binding; protein binding. The coding region runs from base 144 to 3842 and encodes 1232 amino acids. NCBI's taxonomy places the organism in Eukaryota, Metazoa, Arthropoda, Insecta, Coleoptera, Nitidulidae. The transcript is spliced from 18 exons.